GCCGAGUGAAGAUGGCGGCUCAGAGAGUGAUGCUGUCAACGAGACUUUGAGUUCACCUUUUUCUUCUUAAACUUAUCAAACCUUCUAGGCUCCCUUUUGGAUAGCUGUAUCAAAGAAAAGUUUAUCGGUUGCUCCUCCUGACCACUUAAUUAGGGAGACACUUCAUCUUCUGCCAGAGCCUUUUCGUUUCACAGCCCACACUCUACCUCUAUCAUUGUGAGAAAUUUUUAUCUCAGGGCCUAGGGAGGAUGUGUAUUAAUCCUUGGUGCUACCUCUAAUAGAAUGAUCAACUCCUGAUGCUGUGCACGCCAUAAAUCUUCACCCUGCUCGCUUUCUUCCUCUUGUCAGAAAGUGCAAGAGUUUGCACUUCUCCUGCCGUGCACUUUCCAACUCAGCCAAAGAAGCAGAGAUACUCCAAUUACUGGCCUUUAUGGGGGAGAGCAGUUCAACAACAGUCAGGUGACUGAACACACGCUGGGAUUCACACACUUCUUCACAGGACAGUCAGCUAACAGACUGAUUCAUCAAGCUCUAAGUUUAGCUGCAGCUGCGAUAAGACGCUCUGACUUAUCCUGUGCAAUGGUCAAUGUAUCAGCCAUGCUGGGCCUCUGCAGGGGGCACUGUUCCCCAACCUGCCCCAGUGGUGAACACCCGCAGAGCACCCACUAGUGAGGUCAACUGGGCAAGUGGAGCAUCAGAUCUCAAAGAUCCCUCUGCACUAAAAGGCACAUGCUUAUUUGAAUGCUCAUUGCACAGCAAUGCUAAAGAAGUCAUCAGAGUAGCAGCUGAUCCUUUGGAGAGUGUUGGAGGAGGAGGAGUGUCAAGAGUGAUCAAGAAACCCAAUCCUCUUAUCCCAAGACGCCAGCUAAGCGAGAGUGUACUCUGAGUGUGGUGGGGGGUAGAAGAGGCAACUGCCCUCAUUGUAGGACUGGGGCUACAACGCACGUCAUGGGCUAUGGGGGCCAUGGUGACUUAGCAUAAAUGGCUACUCCUGACCCAAAGCUUGUGCCAUUGUCUGCUGCUCAACCCUCUUCCUUUUUUCUUCUCUUUUCCUGUCUGUCCUCCUCUUGCUGCAAAAGCUGCAUCUGUCACACUCUCGUCCUUCCCUCUGCCCACCUCUCUUCCCCAGUCCCACUUUCGCUCUGUGACCAUGGGGUUGUGGAAGUUAGUGCGGGGUGUCAGGCAGCUCGAGCUCCACCGCCUCAUCCUGGUGCUCAUCGUCUUUUGCCUGCUUUCCAUGGCUUUCCUGGCCUACUUUGUCAGCAAAAGCCCAAAAAUAAAGGAGGCGCCCCCUUUACCCUUUAGUGACUGUGGUGGGGUUGUUGCAGCUGCAGCAGGAGGGCAACGGGCUCCUCUAUUCCUGCCCCCUUUUACAGGCAGGCAGAUGACAGUCAAAGCAGUGGAUAACUCACGAACAGAAUCUGUGGUGCUGGUCUUUGUUGAGAGCAUCUACUCUCAGCUUGGCCAAGAGAUUGUGGCUAUCCUGGAGUCCAGCCGUUUCCGUUACCAUACGGAGAUUGCGCCCAGCAAGGGUGACAUGCCUACAUUGAUGGAGCGUGAUGUUGGCCGCUAUGCCUUGGUAAUUUAUGAGAAUAUUCUUAAGUAUGUCAACUUGGAUGCCUGGAACCGUGACCUGCUGGAUAAAUACUGUGUCGAAUUUGGUGUAGGCAUCAUCGGUUUCUUCAAAGCCAAUGAGAACUCACUGCUCAGUGCCCAGCUGAAAGGCUUCCCCCUUUUCCUGCAUUCUAACCUAGGCCUGCGGGACUAUCACAUCAACCCUGCCGCCCCAUUACUGUACAUUACCAAACCCAAUGAGGUGGAGCAGGGCCCACUCCCAGGCGAUGACUGGACGGUCUUUCAGUCUAACCACAGCACCUAUGAGCCUGUGCUCCUGGCCAUCACAAAAUCCUCAGAAGCACUGGCCCACCUUGGCCCCCACCGAGCCCUGCACGCCACUGUAGUUCAAGACCUAGGCCUUCACGAUGGCAUUCAAAGAGUGCUGUUUGGGAAUAAUCUGUCAUUUUGGCUUCAUAAAUUGGUUUUUGUGGAUGCUAUUGCCUAUCUGACAGGGAAAAGACUCUGCCUGUCCUUGGAGAGGCAUCUGCUGGUUGACGUGGAUGAUAUAUUUGUGGGAAAGGAGGGUACGCGAAUGAAGGUAUUGGAUGUGAAGGCUUUGCUCAACACACAGAACAAACUACGGACAGUAGUUCCCAACUUCACCUUCAAUCUUGGCUUCUCUGGGAAGUUCUACCAUUCAGGUACAGAGGAAGAAGAUGAAGGUGAUGACAUGCUGUUGCAGCACAGGCAUGAGUUCUGGUGGUUUCCUCACAUGUGGAGUCACAUGCAGCCUCACCUCUUUCACAAUGUCAGUGUGUUGGCGGAGCAGAUGAGACUCAACAUGCAGUUUGCACAGGAGCACGGUAUUCCCACAGACAUGGGUUACGCCGUGGCCCCCCACCAUUCAGGGGUGUAUCCUGUACACAGCCAACUAUAUGAUGCCUGGAAGAACGUAUGGGGGAUCACAGUGACCAGCACAGAAGAGUAUCCCAACCUAAGACCUGCACGCCAUCGCAGAGGAUUCAUCCAUCGUGAAAUAAAGGUGUUGCCCAGGCAGACAUGUGGCCUUUUUACUCACACCAUCUUCUAUAAUGAGUACCCCGGAGGCUCGCGCGAACUGGACAAAAGCAUCCGUGGAGGAGAGCUCUUCCUCACCGUCCUUCUUAACCCUAUCAGCAUUUUUAUGACUCACUUGUCUAACUAUGGAAAUGACAGACUUGGGCUCUACACUUUUGAGUCUCUGGUGAAGUUUGUUCAAUGCUGGACCAACCUACGGCUACAAACUCUGCCUCCUUUGGAACUUGCUGAGAAAUACUUUCAGAUCUUUCCAGAGGAGAUGGACCCCCUAUGGCAGAACCCUUGUAAUGACAAGAGACAUAAAGACAUCUGGUCCAAGGAGAAGACUUGUGAUAGGCUGCCCAAAUUUCUAGUCAUUGGUCCACAGAAAACAGGUACCACAGCAUUGCACUCCUUUCUUACCCUCCACCCUGCCAUCACCAGCAAUUUCCCUAGCCCCAUCACCUUUGAGGAGAUCCAAUUUUUUAAUGGGCCUAAUUACAACAAUGGCAUUGAUUGGUACAUGGACUUCUUUCCCUUUCCCUCGAACGUCAGCACAGACUUCAUGUUUGAGAAAAGUGCCAACUACUUUGACACAGAGGUGGCUCCAAAGAGGGUUGCAGCUUUACUGCCCAGAGCCAAGAUCAUAGCUGUGCUCAUCAACCCUGCCGACAGAGCCUAUUCUUGGUAUCAGCAUCAGCGAGCACACCAGGACCCUGUUGCUAUAAACCACACCUUCCACGAGGUGGUAACAGCAGGUCCCUCUGCAUCUAAAGAGCUUCUGACUCUUCAGAACCGCAGCCUUAAGCCUGGCACUUAUGCCACACAUCUGGAGAACUGGCUUCUGCAUUACCAGGCAAGACAGCUCCAUAUUGUAGAUGGCACUCUGCUCAGAUCUAACCCAGCCCUGGUGAUGGAUGGCAUCCAGCAGUUCCUGGGACUUGCGCCCAUAUUUAACUACACACAAGCCCUUGUCUUUGAUGAGGGUAAAGGAUUCUGGUGUCAAAGGCUGGAAGGUGGGCGUCCUAAGUGUCUGGGCAAGAGUAAAGGCAGGAAAUAUCCAGAAAUGACCCCUGAGACACGUGCCUUCCUGAUGGAGUACUACAACGAGCAUAACCUGGAGCUGUUGCGGCUGCUGAAUCGGCUGGGCCAGCCGUUACCCUCCUGGCUUAGAGAAGAGCUCCAGAGCAGCAGCUGGAGUUGAGAAGAUUUGACUUGCUUCUCCAGUAUCAGAACCCUUAAAAACAGUGUCCACUCACUACAGAGGAACCAGGGGAAGAGACUCCCAAUUCAACACCCCUAUGCCACUCUGUCCGGACCCUAGUAGCAGUGAUGGGAUGGAGUGCAGUUAUGAGUGGGCUGCAAACAUGAGACUUCCCUUCUGCCAAGGUGCUUGCACGCUCUGUCCGAGAUGUUGAAGACAUUGGGAAAUGUGCUCCCUUGUCUUUUUCCUCUUCUCUUAAUGACAGGCCUGCCUGUUCGGACCAGAACGUACUACAGGUCUGGACAAGCAUGAAUUAACUGGUGACUUGAAGUGUGUUAAAACACACUAAAUCUCAAAAUGCACAUGGUUUAGCCUUGCUCAUCUCAUUAGAGUAAUGAUUGUAAAACAUUGUACAUUUGAAAGCAUUGUAUAUUUUGGGUCUGGGUUGCUGGGAUUGUGCAGAAUAGACACAAGCUGACAGUGUUUGUGUACAGACUGAGCUCUGUUUGAGUAGGACACCUUGAGGACCCCCAGAUCUGCAGCCCCUCUCUUCUCCACACGUGCACACACAAACGCACAAAGUUGGAUCAGAAACCAAACGGUAAGAAAGUAUAUGCAAUUGAGGGAGUAUGGAUUUGUGUACACGUCUUGUCUCCCACUGUACUGUAGUUCAGUCAAAAGCUUUUAUUAAGUGUCUUAUCUGGUUGUAUCCCUCUAUUGAUCCGAACCAUGCACUUUCCUCUACACAACGUACACAGACACGUGGAAGUUCAUAUAGACGUUGUGGUAGAUGUGUUGUAUGUCAGGAGCUGUAAACGAAGGAGAGGAGAAGGGCUGUGUUUUUUAUUCAUGGUCUAUCCUACACAACAAGAGGCUGCUGUCUUUUUUUUUUUGUAAAAAAUGUAUUUUAAAAACUCCCAACGCUGUAUUAUCUCUAAUAAACUUACAGAGGUUGGAAAUGUUUAUGUGAUUCAUUAUGUGUGGAUUAAUCUGUUUCUGAGCCUUGACUCAGGGACUCGAGAAGAGUGAAUUGUUUUGAUUUUAUGAUUAUUUAUGUAUCAUGGCGUAUAAUUUGGUACUUAAUUCACUUAAAAUGUAAACAUGCAAUGAGUAAUCCAAAAUUAUAUAAUAAAAGAUUACACUCCUGAUUACCAGUUACAAUUUAAGGUGUGUAAUCUGUACCAGAUUACAUUUUAGAAGUUAUCUACCUAAUGUAUAUACAGGAUAUACUGUACCAGAGACGAUAUGAGAAGGACACUGACCAAUCAUUGGAAUAUAAGAAUAGAAAUCCCAGUUUUCAGUUUAAAGAGCCAAUUGACUGACUUCUAAAGGCAUCAGCUGUUUUUUGUUUUAUUAAUUAAUGAAUGUAUUUAUUUUUGUAUGACAAAACAGAAAAUACAGUUUUCCAGCUUGAUAUAAACAGAUAUUAAUUGUAUAUUUAUAUAUUUAUAUUUGUAUAUAUAUUAAGAAUGUUAGAUUUAAUUGCUGAUCUAAUACAGUAUUGGCAGGGUUACUUUUAAAAUGUUUCCACUACAGAUUACAGAAUACAUGCUGUAAAAUGUAUUUUGUAAUUAAUUCCGUUAGAUUACUCUUCAGUAACGUGAUCUAAAUACUUUGGAUUACUUGUUCAGCACUGGCAGAUUUUUCAUCUGACAGUACAGUAAAAUAUAACACAAUUGUAAAAAAAAAUACAUGUUCUGGAAAA
Messenger RNA from Xyrauchen texanus (razorback sucker), 5522 nucleotides. RefSeq names its product bifunctional heparan sulfate N-deacetylase/N-sulfotransferase 2-like. Gene Ontology annotation, molecular function: deacetylase activity; heparan sulfate N-sulfotransferase activity. NCBI's taxonomy places the organism in Eukaryota, Metazoa, Chordata, Actinopteri, Cypriniformes, Catostomidae. The record is from RefSeq and is a predicted model, not a curated record. The transcript is spliced from 18 exons. Gene Ontology annotation, cellular component: Golgi apparatus. The coding region runs from base 1151 to 3817 and encodes 888 amino acids.